Molecule: messenger RNA, 2091 nt
Organism: Gorilla gorilla gorilla (western lowland gorilla)
Lineage: Eukaryota; Metazoa; Chordata; Mammalia; Primates; Hominidae
Product: putative POM121-like protein 1
Exons: 3
Coding region: 290-1774 (494 amino acids)
Source: RefSeq, a predicted model, not a curated record
AGGGCUCAGUUGCCUGGAGCCCGUUCAGCCCAUCCCCCAGUUCACUUUGCUUGUGGGAUCUCCCCGUUGCUCCUGCCCGUGGACUGAGUGGCAGGCCAUCCUACAAGCACCCGGACACUUGACAUCAGUGGUGUCAAGACAACUCUAAGAAGGUUUUCCGUGAUCCCGCAAGCCCUGCGGUCCUUCCUGGGAUCCUGCCUUCAAUUUGAUUGCACAGGUACCACAGCAAGCCAGUGCUGUGUGCUCCGAGUUCCAGGGCGUCCUCCAGCUCAGCCACUGCACUGAGAACAUGGACUCUCUGUGGGGCCCAGGAGCCGGGAGUCACCCCUUUGGGGUCCACAACACCCGGCUGUCCCCAGACUUGUGUCCAGGGAAGAUAGUGUUGAGGGCCCUCAAGGAGAGCGGGGCAGGGAUGCCUGAGCAGGACAAGGACCCUAGAGUCCAAGAGAAUCCUGGUGAUCAGAGAAGGGUCCCCGAGGUCACCGGGGAUGCAUGGUCUGCAUUUCGGCCCCUGCGGGACAAUGGAGGCCUCUCUCCCUUUGUGCCCAGGCCCGGGCCUCUGCAGACAGACCUCCAUGCCCAGAGGUCAGAAAUCAGACCUAACCAGACAUCCCAGACCUCCUGGACGAGCUCCUGCACCAACCGAAAUGCCAUCUCCAGCUCCUACAGCUCCACGGGAGGCUUGCCGGGGCUAAAGCGGAGGAGGGGGCCAGCCUCAUCCCACUGCCAGCUGACCCUCAGUUCCUCAAAGACAGUGAGUGAGGACAGGCCUCAGGCUGUCUCUUCAGGUCACACCCAGUGUGAAAAGGGAGCAGAUAUAGCACCAGGGCAGACACUCACCCUCAGGAAUGACUCCUCCACAUCCGAGGCCUCUAGGCCCAGUACACACAAGUUUCCCCUGCUGCCACGCAGGCGAGGGGAGCCUUUGAUGCUGCCACCUCCCUUAGAGCUGGGGUACCGGGUUCCUGUUGAAGACCUUGACCGGGAGAAGGAGGCGGCAUUCCAGCGCAUCAACAGUGCGCUGCAGGUUGAGGACCAGGCCAUCUCGGACUGCAGACCCUCACGGCCUUCCCACACUUUGUCCUCACUUGCAACAGGGGCUUCUGGUCCGCCUGCGGUUUCUAAAGCACCCAGUAUGGAUGCACAGCAGGAGACACACAAGUCCCAAGACUGCCUGGGCCUACUGGCCCCCUUAGCAUCUGCUGCAGGGGUCCCCUCUACAGCUCCCAUGUCUGGGAAGAAGCACAGACCACCAGGCCCCCUGUUCUCCUCCUCAGAUCCCCUUCCUGCCACCUCUUCCCAUUCCCAGGACUCAGCCCAGGUCACCUCGCUGAUUCCUGCCCCCUUCCCAGCUGCAAGCAUGGAUGCGGGCAUGAGAAGAACAAGGCGUGGCACUUCUGCUCCUGCAGCUGCCGCAGCAGCCCCUCCCCCCUCCACAUUGAACCCCACGUUGGGGUCACUACUGGAGUGGAUGGAGGCCCUUCACAUUUCUGGGCCUCAGCCACAGCUGCAGCAGGUGCCCAGAGGUCAGAACCAGAGAUCCCAGACCUCCCGGACCAGCUCGUGCCCCAAACGAAAGGCCAUCUCGAGCCCCUACAGCUCUACGGGAGGCCUCCCGGAACUAAAGCGGAGGAGGGGGCCAGCCUCAUCCCACUGCCAGCUGACCCUCAGUUCCUCAAACACAAGGACCGAAGCAGAGGGUGCUGUUUCAACGCCACCACCAGGAGAGAGGCAGAGGGGCUGUGCCGUGCUAGAGUCCUCAGGGAGGGAGUGACCUCGACCCUGGCUGUGCUGCAAGCUGACUCCAGCCUUGGGGUCAGCAGCACCCGGUGAACAGCAGCAGGAGGAGCCGCUAGAGCAGCUGCUCGUGGGCAGAGCUGCCCUUGGACAACUCCUGCCACCACCCCCUCCCCAGAGGAGCCCAAGGCAGGGGAGGCUCAGCAUGGAAUGAAACAGGGGAGUGAGGGACACAAGGAGGUGGGAAGUGGGAGGGUCCCAGCCCCACCAAGUACGCAGAGACCCCCUCGUCGUCCUGGACACCACAGGGACACCUGCAGGCUGGGAGACCAGGUCCUCUGCGCAUGGGCCCGG